CAGAGUGGAUGACGACGUCGUUUUCCAAUAUGGGAGGGUUUAGGGUUCUCUGUUUCAAGUCCCCAUCAGCACCAAGAAAGAAGCCAUGAAAAUGGAUCCAACUCUAGAGAGAACGAACGACGUCGCCCCAUCCACUGCUUUGGCAUACCUCGACCCUCGCUACUGGGAUGAGAGAUUUGCUCAGGAAGAGCAUUACGAAUGGUUCAAGGACUACUCUCAUUUCCGUCAUCUCAUUCUUCAGCAUAUGAAGCCCAGUUCUUCGGUAUUGGAGCUGGGAUGUGGAAAUUCACAGCUAUGCGAUAAUUUGUAUGAAGAUGGAAUUACUGGGCUGACAUGCAUUGAUUUGUCCGCUGUUGCGGUCGAGAAGAUGAAGAAAAGGUUACUAUCGAAGGGAUACGAAGAAAUUGAAGUGCUGGAAGCUGACAUGCUAGACCUUCCCUUCAGUGAUGAAUGUUUUGACGUGGUUAUAGAGAAAGGAACCAUGGACGUAUUGUUCGUGGACAGUGGUGACCCAUGGAAUCCACAACCUGAAACGGUAAACAAGGUGAAUAGAAUGCUUCAAGGUGUUCAUAGGGUUUUGAAACCAAAUGGCAUUUUUAUCUCGAUCACUUUUGGCCAGCCCCACUUUAGGUGUCCAUUAUUUGAUGCUCGAGAAUUUUCCUGGUCUGUUGAGUGGAGUACAUUUGGCGAUGGAUUUCACUAUUUUGUCUAUUUGUUGAAGAAGGGACAGAGAUCAUCAGACAGUAGUGGGAACGCACAGAAGGUUGACAUGCCUUCUAUUUCCCUUUUUCAUGAUGAAUUAGAGGAUGAAGACUAUAUUUUUCGGACCAACAUUGAUGAGAUGGAAUGUCUCAACUGAAAUUUAAACUGUAUAUACUUUCUUCUUACUCUUGUAACCUUCAUUUACUUUACGCUGAUGCACUACUGUAUUUGGAGUUCAAUAUAAUCAGCAUACAUCCCUGCCCAUAUCCUAGUUUUGCUUAGAUGUUGCCCUCC
Molecule: messenger RNA, 996 nt
Organism: Ilex paraguariensis (yerba mate)
Lineage: Eukaryota; Viridiplantae; Streptophyta; Magnoliopsida; Aquifoliales; Aquifoliaceae
Source: the annotation of a GenBank genome assembly